Messenger RNA from Mugil cephalus (flathead mullet), 3153 nucleotides. It is a transcript of the gene rbm24a, whose product is annotated as RNA binding motif protein 24a. Gene Ontology annotation, cellular component: cytosol. Gene Ontology annotation, molecular function: mRNA 3'-UTR binding. The transcript is spliced from 4 exons. Lineage: Eukaryota; Metazoa; Chordata; Actinopteri; Mugiliformes; Mugilidae. The coding region runs from base 299 to 997 and encodes 232 amino acids. The record is from RefSeq and is a predicted model, not a curated record.
CUAUUUAGUUAGACGGCUGAGUUACCAAGAAGAGCUGGAAACACCUGACGGUCUCUGUGGGACAAUCCGCUCCAUAUUACUUCCCUCUUCACUGUCGCAAGAUUGUCAAUCUACCUCCAGGCUUCAGCAUUGUCGAGUUUAUGUUUUCCUUUCUUUUUUGAGAACCUUACAGAGCCAGCUGAUCUCCCGUUUUCUCACCCAAAGAAUUACCGAUAAGGAGAAUUUGCACUAUUUUACUCCCUCUCUCUCUCUCUCUCUCUUUUUUAAUUGUUUCUAUUUAUUGUAUUUUGCACUAACGAUGCACACCACGCAAAAGGACACGACCUACACGAAGAUUUUUGUCGGGGGUCUUCCCUACCACACCACGGAUUCAAGUCUCAGGAAAUAUUUUGAGGUGUUCGGAGAGAUUGAAGAAGCUGUGGUCAUCACCGACAGACAGACCGGCAAGUCUAGAGGUUAUGGAUUUGUGACGAUGGCGGACCGCUCGGCCGCGGAUCGGGCCUGUAAGGACCCCAACCCGAUCAUCGACGGCAGGAAGGCCAACGUGAACCUGGCCUACCUGGGGGCGAAGCCUCGAGUGAUGCAGCCAGGUUUUACCUUUGGCGUUCCCCAAAUUCACCCUGCGUACAUUCAAAGGCCUUAUGGCAUCCCGGCCCACUACGUGUACCCUCAGGCCUUCGUUCAGCCUAGCGUGGUCAUUCCCCACGUGCAGCCCACAGCCGCCGCCCCCGCCACCGCCUCGUCCCCCUACAUCGACUACACCGGGGCGGCCUACGCCCAGUACUCCGCGGCUGCAGCCAGCGCCGCCGCCGCCGCCGCGUACGAGCAGUAUCCUUACGCCGCCUCCCCCGCCGCCACAGGCUACAUGGCCACCGCCGGCUACGGCUACGCGGUCCAGCAGCCCCUGGCCACCGCCACCCCGGGCUCGGCCGCCGCCGCCGCCGCGGCCUUCGGCCAGUACCAGCCUCAGCAGUUGCAAGCUGACCGCAUGCAAUAGCAGCCACUGCAACCACUGGACAUGCAGGGAGAGGAGGCUCAACCCCGGCCACAGCGGAGCAGCUGCAGGGAGCGGAGGAAAAGAAAGAGGGAGUCUCCUUAAGGGCGUGGCACGUCAGCAACUCGGAGGCAAGAGCUGCUCUUAAAAGGUGAUGAUGGUGGUGGUGGUGAUGAUGGUGGUAGUGAUGAUGGUGAGGUGGAAACUUUUUACAGUAACUUUCCAACUUGCUGUGCUUCAACCAAAAAAACAAAAAACAGAAAAUUGAAAAAAAAAAAAAGUCGGAGAACAAAUAAUGAUUUACUAUUAUUAUUGUUGUUGUUAUUACUAUGAUUAUUAUCAUAAUUAUCAUUACUAUUAUCAUUGUAGUAGAGUACUUAUUUCUAGAGAAGAGGAUCCAGGAACUAAUCCCUGUGGUUGGUAUAGGUGUUCAACUAAGCCUUCAAGUCCUAUUGCUGUCUUUAACGUUAGUUUAGGAAAAUGCUCUCUUUUUUUUUUCACUUGUCGUGUUCCACAAGUGUUUAUUUAAUGCCCUCGUAACAUUUCUAUUUAUUAUUGUUAUUAUUACACAUUGAGGGCUCUGCUCGUUCUUUUUUUUUUUUCUUUUUGUCUUUUCAAGUGCAUUUUUUGGAGUUAAUAUUUUCUGAUAAUCAGGGAAAUGGAACCGUUUCCAGUGUGUUAGCUAUUAUUACGUGACCUCUGUCAGGAAGUCGAGGAGUCGUAACUCGUCGUGUCACACACAUUUGAAGAACUACCUUUUUAUCCUCCUGAUGCUGAAUGUCCCUUUUUCGUUUUUUACUCUGUGUCUCAACCUCUCGACCUAUGCAAAGCAAACAAAUCACUAUGAGACAAAAAAAAGAAAAGAAAAGAAACAAAAAAACUGAAAAUGUCAUCAACUCUGACGCGACUCUUGGACUAAAGGGGGACUUGGCAAACAAAACAAAGGCACUGACAAAAGGAGAGAGGUUGAAAAUGGCUUCAGACAAUGAGAAACACUAAAUCUGUUGCUUUUCCACAUUUCACUCAGAUACUGACACGCAUACACCCAGAGUUGCACACAUAGCAGUCAAAGACAAAGGCAGCACAGUGGCCUAUGAUGGAGAGAAAGGAAAAAAAAGAGGGAGAGAGCAGCUGCUGGCGAUGGUGGUGGUGGUAUUGGUGGGGGCGGACGAACGGACGGAGCCGCUCCAGCGUUACACAGAUGGAUCACUCUGGAAAGAACGCAUCACUUGUGCUCGUUUGUUGAGCUGUCACAUUUUAAUCCCCGGCCGAGCCCAUUGGGAACCAACCCCUCCACCAAACACAGAGCCCCACAUCGAGGCCCCCCCACCCUCACGCCCACCCCCACCCACCCCCACCGGUCAUUGAGCGCUGACGCUGUCAGCAUUUCCACCUCUGUGCUGCUGUAGUCUGCCGUCAGGUACACAAACACGUUCACCAAAGCCACCCCGACAACUGGCCUGCCUCAAAUCUGUCAAGGACACCAGGUGGGGUGGAGAGGACGGGGGUUCACUCUUUGACGUUCGUGUGCCUUACAUUUUUACUGCUAUUUAAGAGAAAAAAAAAAGUAGAAUAAGAGAGAGAAAUCUACUAUUUAAGAUAUUUAUUUUUGAGGGUUGACUAUGUUGACGCUCUGAGAGUAGAGACUUAGUGGCGGUACUGUAUUAAUAAUAUGAUUAUGUACUCAUCUCAAGGCAUAUAUAAGUUAUUGAUUAGUUUUAUUAUUAUUAUUACUAUUAUUAUUAUUAUUAACAUACUCAACCAAAACAUGUUGAUGUAGGAGUUAUUUAAAAUACUGUUAUGUGCACUGUACUUUUAUUUUUUAUCUUUUUGAUUCUUUAGAUAUUAAAUAUUAGCUUAAUGCCUUUUGUAUGGAAGAACUUAAUUUAAAUUGCAGGCCCGUUCGCAUACAGAUUGUACUCUGCCUCUUCUGUGUUUAGAUUAGAGGAAAAAAAAAUACAAUAAUUUUGACAAAAACAAGCGAAAAUGCUGCUUUUCUCUACUAGAAUGUAUAGUCGUUGUCAAGGUUUCAGUAGCUGUGCUUCUUUUGCUUAAUAUUCAUCAGAUGGGCUGUUUUACACUGUUGGGAAUUUUUAUACUUGAACUCUUUCUUACAAGGGAAAUAUGAAAAAUAAAUGACAAAAAAACUUUUUAAAGAA